AUGGUCGGUCCAUCCGUCAGCACCCGGACUCGCCUUCAUCACCAGCAGGUCCCGCUGGUCUCGCCUCCAGAUGAGGACACAGUCCAUCAGGUGCCACUGACUCAAUCGAGGAUGCAUCCAGGUGGCCUUUUUCGCGUUGGCAGGCAGAAGAACGUGUUCGUCAGGACGAAUCGGCGUUCUGUGCAGGUGCGGAGAAGGAGCAGGCCAUUGACAUUGUAGCCACGGAGACCAUGGGGAGCGGGCGUUCCUCUCCAGGCAGCAUGGUCUGCGCCGAUGCGGGUGUCGAAGUCACCCAGGACAAUCAUCUUAUCCGUCUACGACACACUCGACAAGAAGGCAUGCAGGUUCCCGUAGAAUUUGUCUCUUAUAAUAUCAGGAAUGGUCAUCGGUGGAGCGUAUACGCUGAUGAUGAUGGCGAAUUUGUUUCCCCAAAGAGGCAGACGGAAGCUCAUCAGGCGAUCGUUGAUGGUCUACGGCAGACAGGACAGUCGUCCUAUGAUGCGGCUCCGGAUGGCAAAGGCAACACCCGUGUCCCGACUCUCUGCCUUGGGGCGACCGCUCCAGCAGAAGGUGAAGCCGACACACACCUACUCCAGUUGGCGUUGUUCGGUGAACCGGGUCAACAAUGGCCAUCAUGUAGCGCGCUGGUUCCCGAGCCAAUAGCGCCGUUCUCUGUUCCGGUCGGGUGCUCCUUGGAGUAUCUAAAGGGGAACGAACAUUCCAGGCUGCUAGUGUGAGCGGACUCACCCUACCAGUCUUACAAGUGGGCGGCGGGGGAAGGGAGGGAGAAGAAUGUGUUGUUUCAAUUUUGAGUGUUUCUACCGGGUGAUUUACGUCUGCGACUAUGGUCAGCCUACAGACGGUGUGGGUCCCCAGCACUUUUAGGGCACUUUCUCUAGCCCUUUCCCCCUCGCGGGGGCAAGAAGUGCUAUCCCUAAAUAGGCCUGCUCAGUUGUCCCAGACGGUUGCCAAACUCCAAUAUGGGUUACGACUUUUGUGUAGCGGAAGGACGAUCCGAGAUAGUCUGGGACAGCCUAUGACAUCGACGUAAGCUGACGGGGGGAGGGUAGGGAAGGGUAGAGAGACGGGAUGCAGAGCUUUCACCUCAUUCUCAAGGUUGAUUGGUUACUGAAAUAUGAGCGGUGAGCAGCUACAAUCAACAAAACGGCAUUUAGCUUGCAGUAAACAUAGGCACAAACAAGCAGACCAAAUUCAUAUUGACCCAACUGUGAAAAACUCGGCGCUUCGGUGAAAUUUGAAGCCACGCAGUAAGGGGAGGCUUUAGUACAGCCAACGCUCUAACCACUUGAGCUACGAGGCCUCGCCGGAUGACGCGAGUUUAAUCACAUUUGGGUCAAGUUACCCGACCAACCUACUGCAACGUCUGGAAUCCGCCAAAUCUGAUACAGUAAGUUGACUGCCCAACUGGGAUUAUCUAAGUAAUUCACCUAGAAUCCACCAGAGGACUAAAGUCUUCCCCGUACUUCGUUGGUUCGAGUCCACCGAGGCGCCGAGUUUUUCACAUUUAGGUCAAUAUGAAUUAUUCAAAAUCUGCCAAAACGUCUAUGAGGCAGACAAAAGCAAGCAGGUAGAACAGCAAAAAGCAAAGGUAACAAGGGAAAUUCAGCAGACCGACAGUUAGUUUUUAACAAGGACAGACACGAAAGCAGACAGAAAGCAGGCAAACAUGGACAAGCGGGCAAAGGCAGCAGAGCAGCGUUCGCCUACCUGGAGGCUCACGUACCUUGUGGCCUCCCCUCGUGUGGCCGGCGGGAUCUCGUCUCGGCGACGUCGAUGUGGUGAUCCACCCGAUCAGCGGAGUCCACAUUAUCGUGUGCACGGACGCACACACGGAUACACUCACCUGGUUUAGCCCGCCGGUCGAGGCGGUUACCGGGGUGUGGCCGCUAGGCAGAGGCUAGCUUUGGUGAGCCACAUGUGGGAGUUUGAUGUCAGCAAAUGGACGCUAGGCGUAGUCUACACCUGAAAGCAUGUGAGCGACCUACUAAACCGUCACGUGAACCCUCCACUGGACAUCCAUACACCUCACACCCCUACAUGCAUAAAUAAACGCUAACAAGCCCAUCUCUAAAGGUUUCGUCCAUCUUUCCAUUGACGUGAGCAGGUUAUUGAGACAGGAUGGACCAUUAAAUCCAUGUUAAUCCUCAUUAACCAAGUCGUUUUAUUGAGUAUGUCUCAUCAGUUCCUUUUUAUUAUUUUAUCCACUAACUUGCAAGAAAUGCUUGGGAGAUUCACUGCUUCGAAGCCAUUUGGAAAGGUUCUCUCUCCCUCUUUAUAUAUGGGGCUUAUGUUUUCAAGCUUCCAGUCAGUAGGCAGAGUCCCCUCCUCCACUGAACUUUGGAAGAUCUUGGAGAGCGGGGGGCUAGGUGGUCUGCGAAUUCCUUCAGAACCUUUGAGGAUAAGCCAUCCGACCGAGGCGAUUUAGUGAACUAUAGCAGUCACAGACUUCUCCUUACUGCGUCCGUUGUGAACGUCAACGCGUUAAUUGUAUCUCUAAGUGAGGUGAUUUUCCGGCGUACUUUCUCAUCAGGAGGUGGCUCCUCAGUAUAAACGGACAUGAAGAAGUCGGAUAAGAGAUCCGUAUUAUCGGAGAUAUCAGUUAAUUCAUUUCUCUGAUGAAUAUUUAGACAGGGCAUAGGGUCCCGAUUUCAUUUUGUCCUAUUCACAUAUGCAAAUAACUUCUUCUGAUUUUUUGAUAUCUUUCGUUUACCGCAAAAGGGAAUAAUUUGAACACUCCUUCCGUAGAUUCAAAUUAAUAUGUAGUCAAUUAUCGUCGGCAACUUUCGGGAUCACAUAUCCAAUUUUCAUACAGUCAGCAAACAAUAAUGUUUAACAGUCCAACUUCCUUGUGCACUCGUACACGCACAUCAAGAGCAAAAGGGGUCCCAGUACGCAGUCCUGGAGAAACCCCACCCAUGAACGCAACUUGACGGCGAUCCACAAUUAAAUCUUCAAUUCAUUUAAGGAAGUGACUCCUUAUCCCUACUAUUGCAGGUUUGCUUAAAAAUAUCUCUGUAUUGAAAGCCUCCUGAAAGCAGACAAAAACCAUAGGGACUACGUACCUGCAUGACCGCAACGUUUGUAUAUCCUAUUUUAGAUAAGGUCGAACAAAGGUGCUGUAAACUCUCCCAAAAAUAUCUUUGUCAAAAGUUACAAACGCCCUUCUGAUUGUAUUGAGUACCUCCAUAACGUUUUUUGCAGCCUUGGUGCAUUACAGUACUGGUUUCAGGCUGCUCUGUAUCCAAAGACCGGGAUCCUUCUGUGAAGAGUCUGUGGGAAGAGGAAUGUCUUUCAGGUGAUAUACCCUCGUGCUGUCAUUUAAGUGACAGCUGGUUUGACGCAGAUGAAGGACGGAACACGUCUGCACACUGAAAACCGAAAGCCACUUCUCGGACCACGUUUACAGUCGGUGCAGAUUAUUUUGAAGGACCUUUGGUUCUUCGAGUAUGUAUAUACAUUGGAAAGACUGAAAAACACUCAAUCUUAUCUAUGUUUUCAGUAAUUUCGAUGCCUUUAGUAGUCUUUACUGAGUGGAUUCGAUAUGUGUUUCUGGACCAGGACUACACCUGCCCUCACUGCGACCGCACCUUCACCUCACAAAUCGGCCUGGUCAGUCACUUGCGAAUCCAUCGCACAGUGACUGGCGAACCAGUGCCAGGAGCACCAACCUACACCCACCGCACUCGCCUCCACUGCCCACACUGCCCUCGCACCUUCACGCAUCGCAUGGGCCUACUCGGCUACAUGGGCAUCCACAAGAGCGGAAUUGACCGCCCUCCCGACUCACCCACCACGCCAAACCCCAUCCCCACUUCAUUACCCAUCAUCACUUCAUCACCCAUCACCCUCAUCGCAACUGACACCGACACCACCGACUUCGCCUGCCCACACCGUCCAUGCGCACUCAUCUCUCGCCUCGGCCUAGUCGGUCACUUGCGAAUUCAUAGCACGGAGACUGGCGAACCAGUGCCUGGAGCACCAACCUAUAUCCACCAAGCUCACCUCCACUGCCCACACUGA
This is a messenger RNA of Spirometra erinaceieuropaei, 4041 nucleotides long. Lineage: Eukaryota; Metazoa; Platyhelminthes; Cestoda; Diphyllobothriidea; Diphyllobothriidae. The record is from the annotation of a GenBank genome assembly.